AUGCUUUUGGGUAUCACAGUUUUAUUAGUCAUAGGUGCUUUGCAUGGCUUGUUGGAUGCUUUGGUUGUUGGUUGGUCCUGCAGGUCGCAGGCUGAGUCUCUUGUCCACGGUUCCUGCGGGCCAGCCCACCGUGAGGACUGGGAGACUGGCCCGGCGUCCGUCGCACUUUUUCGCUAUCUGAUUCUGAAGUCCGCCUUGCUUGCAGGCUCCGUGAAGGCGGAGGACCCAGAGAGCCCAGAGACUGGCGGCCGAGACCGCGGAGUGGACGAGGACGGCCAUCCCGGAGGAGAGGGCCCCGUCCCGGCGGAGACCCCGCAGCUGGUCAUCAGCGGCACCUUCUCGCUGGCUGGCCCGGCCGGCGGUGCGGGGCAGGUGGAGCAGGCCUCGCGGCGGCAGCGAGGCGGGAAGGCGCGGCUCGCGUACAAGUGCGGGGAGUGCGGCAAGAGUUUCCUGGCCGAGGCGGACCUGCGGAAGCACCUGGCGGGGCACUCCAAGGCGGGGCGGCACGCGUGCGGAGUGUGCGGCAAGCUGUGGACUUCGGCUGUGGAUCUGCAGAGGCACGCAAGGAUCCACACCGGGGAGAGGCCGUACCAGUGUGACGAGUGUGGGAAGAAGUUUAACCGGGAAAGCAAUCUCACUGUGCACAAGAGGAUUCAUACUGGGGAGAAGCCUUUCGAGUGUCACGAGUGCAAGAAGAAGUUCUCCCAUAAAAAUGUUCUAAUCGCACACAAGCGCACUCACACUGGAGCGAAGCCGUACGAGUGUGACGUGUGUGCGAUGAAGUUCAGUCAUGGAGCUUCCGUCGCUAGACACAUGCGGAUUCACACUGGAGAGAAGCCUUACGUGUGCAAGGUUUGCGGGAAGAAGUUUCGACAGCAGUCAGCACUACGCAGGCACGAGUCCAUUCAUUAGGGACAGUAGUUCAGUGUGAAGUAGUGCAAGUGCGGCGUUUGUGAUAAGCUGUGAGGCGCUGGUCACUUUCGCUUUGACGCGGCGGAGAGGACUUUUGAAUGCGACGGGGCCAGGAAGUAGUCACAUCGUCACGCUCGCAAGCGCACCGUUCCGCGAGUGCAGUUCAAACAUUUUGUUUAUGAUUAUUUUCUGAAAGCGGUCAAAUGGUUUUCUUUUGUAAUGUUGAGCCACACAUCCGCUGACCUCGUUAGACACUGAACU
Molecule: messenger RNA, 1173 nt
Organism: Thrips palmi
Lineage: Eukaryota; Metazoa; Arthropoda; Insecta; Thysanoptera; Thripidae
Product: zinc finger protein 16-like
Exons: 3
Coding region: 1-912 (303 amino acids)
Biological process (GO): regulation of transcription by RNA polymerase II
Molecular function (GO): DNA-binding transcription factor activity, RNA polymerase II-specific; RNA polymerase II cis-regulatory region sequence-specific DNA binding
Source: RefSeq, a predicted model, not a curated record